Molecule: messenger RNA, 953 nt
Organism: Phalaenopsis equestris
Lineage: Eukaryota; Viridiplantae; Streptophyta; Magnoliopsida; Asparagales; Orchidaceae
Exons: 2
Coding region: 240-575 (111 amino acids)
Source: RefSeq, a predicted model, not a curated record
AAUCUCUUCAUUAAAAUACUCGCACCAGAUAACCCCUACAGAGUUCCUUAAUAAUGGCGACGGCCUGACCAGAGAGCCAGGGUUCCGAACCCCUCGUAGUAGUCCAACACGAAGCUGCAAUGACUUGAGGACGAUUGUCAACGUGAUCGCAGAUUUCGAUUCUCGAUUCCGGCAGCCACGGAAAUCUCUCCAGGUCAGCACAACGGCAACAAAGUCGGGAGAAAAUUUCCGGCGGGGAAAUGAUCCAGCGAUCGAAGCUCGCGGAGGAGCUUAGAGACUAUCAGAUCCGAUCGCAGCGCAAGUAUUGGGUCGUCCUCUUGUUCUUCUCUGCUAAACCCCAAAUUUCCACCAGAAGGCAAGUUGGGCAUAAAACAAGCACACGAAGAGCUGGUGGUUUUGCGCCAAGCAUGGUUGCUUUUGCGCCCAUUACUUCCAAGUGCGUCAAUCUCCUAUUUAGUGAGUUGAGCAUUUUUGCACCCAGCAUUGGCGCUUUUGCGCCCAUGGUGCCUUUAGCGCAAACCAUGGACCGGGCGCUUUUGCGCCCAGCAUGGGCGCUUGAGCCCCCAUUUUGUUAAAACACGCUAAAGGGAGUUAAAGGACGCUUUCUCUCACGCAGCGGUCCCAAGGGACGAAGUAAUGAAAAGCUAGAGCCGUUGGAUUGACGAUCCAUCAGUAAAUGCACUUGACAUAAAAAAACAAUGCUAAAAAAGAUGGAGGGGUGGUUCUCUAGCAUUUUUACUUCUCUCGUUCCGGGGAAAGAUUUGGGUACUUUUAUUUUUCUGAGCCAUCUUUGUAAGUGUGAGAGGGACAUUGUGCAGAGAACUUGUGUAUAAUUCAGUAAGAAGCAUUGGAGGAGACUGGGAGCAAGAUUGUGGAGAUCUUUCACUGCAUACUUAUUUGUUUUCUCUAUCAAACUUGUAUUUUGUUUUUGUUUAAUGAAUCAAAAUAUGGAC